Messenger RNA from Cyclopterus lumpus (lumpfish), 1604 nucleotides. It is a transcript of the gene f7, whose product is annotated as coagulation factor VII. The transcript has 8 exons. Gene Ontology annotation, molecular function: calcium ion binding; serine-type endopeptidase activity. The record is from RefSeq and is a predicted model, not a curated record. Gene Ontology annotation, cellular component: extracellular region. Bases 40 to 1362 code for a protein of 440 amino acids. Gene Ontology annotation, biological process: proteolysis; blood coagulation. NCBI's taxonomy places the organism in Eukaryota, Metazoa, Chordata, Actinopteri, Perciformes, Cyclopteridae.
ACAGAGAAGAAGCACAGCAGCCAACUGUGAACUCCAACGAUGUGGCUGAAAGUGUUCUUCACCUUCGUCUUCAGCUUCUCCGGCUGCCGGCCGGCUUCAGUCUUCCUGGAUCCGGAUCGAGCCCACGGCGUCCUGAUCCGGACCCGGAGGUACAACUCUGGCUGGCUGGAGGAGCUGCAGAUGGGAGAUCUGAAGAGGGAGUGUCUGGAGGAGCAAUGCUCCUACGAGGAGGCCCGGGAGGUGUUCGAACACACCGAGACCACGGACGAAUUCUGGAGCACGUACAACCUCCCAGACAGCUGCAUGUCGACUCCAUGUCUGAACGGCGGCAGCUGCUCCCCUCAGGGUUUGUCCUACACCUGCUACUGCCUGCCCCGGUUUAGUGGACUCGGCUGUGAGCUCGAGCACAAGGCAGUUCGUGACUCCUGCCUACUGGAGAACGGAGGCUGUGACCAUUUCUGUGACGAAGACGAGGGAGGACGAAGACUCAACUGCUCAUGUGCAGACGGCUACUUCCUGGAUGUUGAUGGGCAGAGCUGCGUCGGCAAAGAGGCGAUAGCGUGCGGUAUGGUCCCCGUCCUGCAGGAACGCAAAGUCGAGCAGCUGGACUCUCGAGCUCGGAUCGUCGGAGGAACCGAGUGCCCCAAAGGUGAAUGCCCCUGGCAGGUGUUGCUGUUGUAUAAAGGCAAAGGCUUCUGUGGAGGAGUGAUCUAUAAGCCCACAUGGAUCCUCACAGCGUCUCACUGCCUGGAGGACGCCGACGCUCGCUUCCUGAAGGUGGUCGCAGGUGAGCACAACACGGAGGUGCAGGAGGGCACGGAGCAGCUCCUCCAGGUCUCCGAGAUCUUCAUGCACGAGAACUACGUGAAGGCCACCGCCAACAACGACAUCGCCCUCCUCCGCCUGGCCUCGCCCGUUGUCUACACGUCGUACGCCGUGCCGGCCUGCCUGCCGACACGCCCGCUGGCCGAGCGCGACCUCUGGGCCGUCAGCCGGCACACGGUGAGCGGCUGGGGCCGGAGGGCCGAGAACGGGCCCACCUCCAUCCUGCUGAGGCGGCUGAGCGUGCCGCGGAUCCGGACGCAGCAGUGCCAGGAGGAGAGCGGCGUGGCGCUCACGGAGAACAUGUUCUGCGCCGGGUACAUUGAGGGCCGGGAGGAUUCGUGUAAAGGGGACAGCGGUGGCCCCCUGGUGACCAAAUACAAGAAGACGGCCUUCCUGCUGGGCAUCGUCAGCUGGGGGAAGGGCUGCGCCCGACCGGGCAACUACGGCAUCUACACGCGAGUGUCCAACUACCUGGACUGGAUCCACAACCGGACCGCCAACGCCAGCGAGGCUUCAGCACACAACCGGACGGCCUGAAGGCAUUUAUUAAUCAGCAGACUUUUACUUAAUAGGACUUAUUAUUAGGACUUUCAUUCUUUAAAGUAGCGUUUCAAAUAAUCCACAUUUAAGUGAGUAUGUACUAUAUACUAAUUCAUCAUUAAAUGGAAAAGUUCUUCAUUUAUCAGACACUUUUUAGAAAAAUAACAAAGUAAGUAUUUAAACUAUGAAUCAAAUUGUAUAUUCAGUGUAUGAAUAUAAUAAAAGGUGUGAAGAUAUUU